Psammomys obesus (fat sand rat) is the source of this 3513-nucleotide messenger RNA. It is a transcript of the gene Zmpste24, whose product is annotated as zinc metallopeptidase STE24. NCBI's taxonomy places the organism in Eukaryota, Metazoa, Chordata, Mammalia, Rodentia, Muridae. The record is from RefSeq and is a predicted model, not a curated record. Gene Ontology annotation, biological process: CAAX-box protein processing. Bases 187 to 1614 code for a protein of 475 amino acids. The transcript has 10 exons. Gene Ontology annotation, molecular function: metalloendopeptidase activity. Gene Ontology annotation, cellular component: endoplasmic reticulum membrane.
AGUAGGGCCUGAGGGAGCAAGGACAGGGAAGAGUGUUUUUGUGACACUGCUGGUAGCGCUGAGAGAUGGGAGUCUGAAGAGACUCGGAAAGGACCCAUAUCGCUGUGACACCGCUGGCACUCCCUGGGGGACGCGUGUCGGUGUGGCACCGGUGCACGCUGAAGGAGCGGGUGGGACUGGGUGACCAUGGGGAUGUGGGCAUCGGUGGACUCUGUGUGGGACUUCCCCGCGGAGAAGCGAAUCUUCGGGGCUGUGUUGCUCUUUUCCUGGACUGUGUAUCUUUGGGAGACCUUCCUAGCCCAGCGGCAGAGAAGGAUAUACAAAACAACGACUCGAGUACCACCAGAAUUAGAGCAGAUCAUGGAUUCAGACACAUUUGAGAAAUCCCGACUGUAUCAACUGGAUAAAAGUACAUUCAGCUUCUGGUCAGGGCUCUAUUCCGAGGUGGAAGGCACUUUUAUUCUUCUCUUUGGAGGGAUCCCUUACCUCUGGAGACUUUCUGGACGGUUCUGUGGUUCUGCUGGCUUUGGACCAGAAUAUGAGAUCAUUCAGUCUUUGGUGUUCCUGCUGUUGGCCACACUCUUCAGUGCACUGACUGGCUUGCCGUGGAGUCUGUAUAAUACUUUUGUGAUAGAAGAAAAACAUGGCUUCAAUCACCAGACUUUGGAGUUUUUUAUGAAAGAUGCAAUCAAAAAAUUUAUUGUGACUCAAUGUAUUUUAUUGCCUGUAUCUUCCCUUCUGCUUUAUAUUAUUAAAAUUGGAGGUGACUACUUUUUUAUUUAUGCUUGGCUGUUCACAUUAGUUGUUUCUCUGGUUCUUGUCACGAUUUAUGCUGAUUAUAUUGCCCCUUUGUUUGACAAAUUCACACCUCUACCGGAGGGAAAGCUCAAACAGGAAAUUGAAGUGAUGGCAAAGAGUAUUGAUUUCCCUUUGACUAAGGUCUAUGUUGUUGAAGGAUCUAAGCGCUCUUCCCACAGCAAUGCUUACUUUUAUGGCUUCUUCAAGAACAAGAGAAUAGUUUUGUUUGACACUCUGCUAGAAGAGUACUCUAUGCUAAACAAAGACAAACAGGAGGAGCCUGGCAUGGAACCCCGAAAUGAUGGCGAAGGGGACAGUGAAGAAGUAAAAGCUAAAGUGAAAAAUAAGAAACAAGGAUGUAAAAAUGAGGAGGUGCUGGCUGUACUUGGCCAUGAGCUGGGGCACUGGAAGUUGGGACAUACAGUAAAAAAUAUCAUUAUUAGUCAGAUGAAUUCGUUCCUGUGUUUUUUCUUGUUUGCUGUAUUGAUUGGUCGAAGGGAACUUUUUGCCGCCUUUGGUUUUUAUGACAACCAACCCACUCUGAUUGGACUUUUGAUAAUCUUUCAGUUUAUUUUCUCACCUUACAAUGAGGUUCUGUCUUUCUGUCUCACAGUCCUGAGCCGCAGAUUUGAGUUUCAAGCCGACGCUUUUGCCAAGAAACUUGGGAAGGCUAAAGACUUAUAUUCCGCUUUGAUCAAGCUAAACAAAGAUAACUUAGGAUUCCCGGUUUCUGACUGGCUGUUCUCAACGUGGCACUACUCGCACCCACCACUUCUGGAGAGGCUUCAGGCUUUGAAAGACACAAAGCAAGACUGAGCCAGCUGCUCAGGUUCCCUGACUGGACACACGUGCAGUUAUUUCUGUCCUGGCAGCAUGUUCCAGCUCUUGAUGUUUUUAAUUUUUUAAGAAAAAUGAUUAAGUACAUAAAAGUCCAGAUUUAAAUACAUUUACUAUCUCAUUUCAAAAAUGAUUUUAAUAAUCCAUUUCUUAAAACACUGGAUAUAGUCUUGAGGCUUAAUAUUUUUAAAGCAGUUUUAUCUCGCAUCUGGCUUACCAUCAGUUUGUAAAAUUAUUUAAGGAAAUGCACAACUCAUUUUAUUUCCUCACUGUGUGGAAUCUGCAUAUAGGGUGUUUAGGUCAUAUGUUUAAAGGUGGAAACACCACCUCCAGGCACUUUCUGCGAGGCAGAAACAAAGCGUGAUCCCAAAUCAUUGUGCUUGUACCUAUGUGGAAUUUGUUUUUACCUUAAUGCUGUUGCGAUUUAUCUAGCCAAUCAGUGUUUUUAAAUAAGAAAGAAAAGUAAAAAUUAGUAAGGCUAAUGCUGCUGAAAUGCACGCUGUUAGACAUGCUACACUGUUGUAAUUGCAAAGUUUUCUGUUCCCUUUCUUGACACACACCAAUCAGGAGUCCUCUCCUUUCCUGUUUUUGAGAUAAGGUCUUACUCUAACCCUUUCUGACCCCAAAUUCAUUCUUUUUUUUUUUUUUCCUUUUGGUUUUUCAAGACAGGGUUUCUCUGUAUGAUAAGCCCUGGCUAGCCUUGAACUCACAGAGAUCUACCUGCCUCUGCCUGCCAACUGCUGGAAUCAAAGGCACGUGCCACCACACUCAGCUCCCAUUGUUUAGCCCAGAAUAGCUGGGAUGGCCUAGAACCUUUAUCAGGCCUCCUGUCCUGGUCUCCAAAUGCCAGGAUUGCAAGUGUGAGCCGUCACACACAGUUUAGGAGUUAACAAUAAUGCUUGAAAUUAAAAACCUUCUAAAUCAUUGAGUUUGGGUUUGCUUUCAAGACAGUCUUAAUUUUAAACCAGGCUUGAUAGCACUUACCUUUAAUCCCAGUGAUUGAGGCAGAGGCAGGUGGACCUGUGAGCUGAGGCCAAGCCUGGCAAGUUCCAGGCCAGCCAGGGUUACAUAGUGAAACUCUGUCUCUAGAAAGAGAGACAGGAAGGAAAAAAGUCUGUCUCAAUUUUUAUCUUUCCUUCCACCUUACCUUAUUAGUGAUAAUCUAGCCUUCUCUCAUUCAUUUUUUUCCCCCAGUAAAAUAAUAGUACAUCCUUCUCACUUUGCAGAAGUUGUUGUAUUGUAGACAUUUCCCAGUGUCAAUUGUGGCAGAAUAUGAAAAAAAGAGAUUACAUUUGAAAAGAUACGAAGGUGAAAUAUUCAUGAUUCUCAUAUAACAGGAAAAAUAUAGUUUUUUAUCUUUUUUCAAGGACAGAAGUGUCUGCUUUUAUUUUUGUAAUUUUUUUAUUCACAAGUCUUAAUUAGGCCAGCUUCCAUCUUUUUAAAAUUAUAAUUCUUGGUAGGCAGGCAGAUGUUUACUUGCAGAGAAAGCAUCAUAAAAGAUUUCCAGUGGGAGAAGGUGCGUGCUUGACUGCCUCUAUUGUCUGUCCACGUCCUGGAUGAGAAUCAUCCUGCGCUUGCCGCUGCCAGCGAGUGGGAGCAUGCACCUCCUGGGCAUUUUCUCCACAUGGGACUGACCGUUCGCCGUGAUGUCUGUGCCCGCUGCCAUGUGAGUGAUGCCUUCCCGUGAACUGGCAGAGCUCUAGUUCAGUACUGCAUCGUUCAUCUCCUACAGCUACGCAAAGCAGCCCACGGUUUCUCUCCAGCAUCCUCUCCUGUGACUUCAUGCUCAGAUAACUGCCUCUCCUUCCUUCUGUGCCUUUAAAACACAUUUCAGUUCUGCACAAGUGAGACAUUAAAAACUGCCAAUGCAGAUUUACA